AUGGGUGUCUAUCAAUUACAGGUGGGUGUUAUCCACUAUGGCUGGGAGUGUAUCCAUUAUGGCUGGGAGUGCAUCCAGUAUGGCUGGGUGGGUAUCCAUUAUGGCUGGGUGUGUAUCCAUCAUGGUUGGGUGUGUAUCCAUUAUGGCUGGAUAUGUAUCAAUUAUGGCUGGAUAUGUAUCUAUCAUGGCUGGGUGUGUAUCCAUUAUGGCUGGAUAUGUAUCCAUUAUGGCUGGGUUAAGUCCACUCUGGGUUGGGUUAAGUCCACUCUGGUUUGGAUUAAGUCUAGUCUGGGCUGGAUUAAGUCCAGUCUGGGCUGGGUUAAGUCCACUAUGGGUUGGGUUAUGUAA
Messenger RNA from Candidula unifasciata, 348 nucleotides. The record is from the annotation of a GenBank genome assembly. NCBI's taxonomy places the organism in Eukaryota, Metazoa, Mollusca, Gastropoda, Stylommatophora, Geomitridae.